AAUGAUUGGCAUGAUGGAUAGCGAGGAAACGGAGACUGCUGAAAGCGAAACAAUUGUAAUAAAUGAGGCUGGUUCAAUCACCCCCAAUGUGAACGGCACAUUGACUGACGAAGAUGCAGGCGCGCAAGAAAAUGCAAAAGGGUUGCCACAGACAGCUUCUACACAGUGCUCCGGUGAUCCCCAGUCGAGAGCGCCGGUGAUGUUGGACGCGAAAGGCAAAAGCAAUACUCUACCAGUCCAAACGCAAAUAUAUCGCACGCGUAUACCCGCGAUCGCUUCAGAGGCUGACGUAUUUGGCUCGCAACGUGAUACAAUCGACGCACGAGAGAAAGCACCGCGCCCUUUUGAAUAUGAAAUUGGAAUGGAAGAAGGGAGUGCUGCCUUUGCCUUGCCAUCUCCAUUACUUUGUGAAGGAGCAUCUAGACCAGGCGCAUUUCCAAUGGGCCUUACUCGUCCCUUAGAUGACAACGAAGAUUUAAGCGCACACUCGAAUCUUUUGCAGUCUGAAUCAUUUUUACAUACGUCGUCCUUGUUGAGCAUGGAUGAGUCCAGCGGGAUAUUGGUGGAAGCAAGCUUGGUUCCUGAUGAUAGUUUUAUUGAGACAAGUACAACAGACAAUAAACCAACUGCCCUUGUCCAGGCAAACCCUCUGCCAGACACGGCUUUUUUCUUUCGCCCGAAGAUAAUUUGCACUGUUCUUGGCACACUCAUAAUAAUUAUUCUUGCGUUGGCGUUGGGUAUAGUCCUUUCAGCAAGAUCCAUUGAUGAAGGAGUCAGUGCGCUAAACGAGGGAAACUUAUCAGCAUCAUCAAGCGACGCACCAACCUCAGCAAAUACAUUAAUUGAGCUGUUUCCUAUUGAAGCUUUGCCUACCUACACACAGAUGUCACUGCAGGAUCCCUUGUCUGCUCAGUCAAGAGCCGUAGCUUGGCUUAAGGAUGACCCGCUUUUGGCAAGCUAUUCCAAUUCUCGUCGACUACAGCGAUUCGCACUAGCAACGCUUUACUAUUCGACGAGAGGAGAAAUGUGGAGUACAAAUGAUGGCUGGCUGUCGGAAACGGAUGAGUGCACCUGGUUUUCUGACCUCGGGAGUGCGUCUUCAAUUUGCGACGCAGGCAUCUACAGGGCCAUUUCGUUGGUAAAGAACAAACUGCGUGGGACUAUCCCGCAGGAGAUGGAAUUGCUGGACUCACUUGUACACUUGCGAAUGAAUUUCAACUUUGUUUUCGGCCCCUUGGUACCUCAAAUUGCAAACCUUAUCGCAUUGGAAGACCUUCAAUUAGCAAAUGCUGGUUUACAGGGUCCAUUUCCAAUGGAACUAGCCUCCCUUACAAAAUGUCGAAAAGGCUUUUUCCAUUCCAACGAUUUUACAGGAGGGUUACCUUCUGAUUUAUUUGCGAGCUGGACUGCUGUCAAGGAUUUAGAUUUUGGGCGAAAUAUGUUUGAAGGCUCCAUUCCAGUGGAAAUUGGUGCCAUGGUGAACAUUGUUUCAUUGGGAUUUGAUGACAAUGUAUUUUUGAGUGGAGAGCUCCCCUCAGAGUUUGGGCUCUUAACUGCUUUGGAGUUUCUCUGGCUUCAAGGAAACUCGCUCACUGGAACAGUUCCUUCCAGCUUGGGAGCUCUCACUCGUUUACGAGAGUUGCAAAUACACAACAACUUUUUCACGGGGGCUUUGCCGGAAGAACUGUGUGAGCUGGUCAAGAAAAACAACCUGAUUGUAGUUGUGGACUGUUUUCAAGUCAACUGUGAUUGUGAGUGUGAAUGUGUGGAAAGUUCACGACCUCUUCCAUCAGGACUGUUGUCAAUGCCGACAUUAAAUCCAACUAUGAUUCCAUCAAGUGUUAACGUAAUCUCGCCAACUAUCACAUCAGCCAAUCGCCUCCAAGAACUUCGGGACAAUAGCUUACCUGAAUUUACACGCUUAGCUCUUGGCGAUCCAACCAGCCCACAAGCGCGUGCUUUUUCUUGGUUAGAGCAAGAUCCCAAUGUUGAUGAUUUCUCCGAAAAACGUUUAUUUCAUCGUUUUGUACUGGCAACCUUGUAUGAAUCAACAAAUGGAGAGGCUUGGAUCAGAAACGACGGGUGGAUGACAUACACUCCUGAAUGUGACUGGUAUUUUGACACAACAUGGACUGCAAGUCCGACAUGUCUGGGAGACACAUUUGAGUACCUGGUACUGGAAGACAACAAUUUACAAGGAUCUCUUCCUUUAGAAUUAGGCUUGUUGACGGGAUUGAAAGCUAUUGUGCUGUCGCAGAAUUUUCUUUCCGGUGAAAUUCCAUCAACUCUGGGAUCAAUUUCUGGCUUGAUAGAGCUUGAGCUGAGUGAAAACAAUUUGGAGUGGUUCAUUCCUACAGAAUUGGGUCUUUUGACCUCACUGACUGUACUUAACUUGCAGUCUAACAAUCUGAGCGGCUCAAUACCAAGAGAAAUUGGCAAUAUGUUAAAGCUGGAGUACUUAUUCUUGGACACAAAUAUCUUGACGGGAACACUACCAAUGGAACUUGGAAAUCUCGUCAACCUACUUUCAAUAUGGAUCUUUCGCAAUGACUUAGAUGGUAGCAUUCCAUCUUCUCUUGCUGACAUCUCUCGACUAGAAGAUUUGCAGAUCGACCGAAACUUAUUGAAUUACAGUCUUCCGUCACCAUUAUGGAGGGCUCUGAGUCGGGCUGCAUUUAUUAAUGUUGCUGACAAUCUGCUAUCAGGAACAAUUCCAUCUCAAGUCGGUUUGCUACGUCAAGUAGUCAUGAUCGACUUCUUUGAUAAUUUGUUUUCUGGCACAAUUCCAACAGAGUUUGGCUUGCUCACCAACUUGGAGGAGCUCAGUUUUGUGGACAAUAUCUUCUCAGGGACAAUACCUACUGAGCUUGGUCUUCUUAGCAAUAUGAGGACUUUAUUUCUGCAUGACAAUUACUUUCAUGGAAGUGUUCCCAGUGAACUUUGCAAUUUAGUCCACUCACAAUCCUUGGAUCUGUCAGUUGAUUGUAAUAUGGUGAUCUGUACAUGUAACUGUGAAUGCGACUUAUCCUUCAGGCUUUGAGUUCUGAGGAUUCAUCAAAGUCUGUUGGAAGUCAGUAGAGUUAGCAGCGCAUAAUUUACUUUUAACUGGAUAUGGCGAGAAACAGUUCUUU
Molecule: messenger RNA, 3131 nt
Organism: Phaeodactylum tricornutum CCAP 1055/1
Lineage: Eukaryota; Bacillariophyta; Bacillariophyceae; Surirellales; Neidiaceae
Exons: 1
Coding region: 2-3040 (1012 amino acids)
Molecular function (GO): protein binding
Source: RefSeq, a predicted model, not a curated record